Molecule: messenger RNA, 3371 nt
Organism: Colletotrichum scovillei
Lineage: Eukaryota; Fungi; Ascomycota; Sordariomycetes; Glomerellales; Glomerellaceae
Product: fungal specific transcription factor domain-containing protein
Exons: 6
Coding region: 1179-3371 (730 amino acids)
Biological process (GO): positive regulation of transcription by RNA polymerase II; DNA-templated transcription
Molecular function (GO): zinc ion binding; sequence-specific DNA binding; DNA-binding transcription factor activity, RNA polymerase II-specific
Source: RefSeq, a predicted model, not a curated record
CCGUGGCCCGCCUUGCCCGCCUCCCACAGCUUUCGUCAGGUUCAGGGAAACGGAGCCCAGGCGGGGUAAACGUCGACCCUUCAGUCGGCGUCAGUCGCACAAGAGAGGGGAAAGGCCGUGUCAACGACUGUGCCGCCGAUCUCCAGCAUAGACAGAGACUCGGAGUCUCAGAGUCUCGCUCCCACAGAUUACGCCGCCGUUGGAUGCGCCUGGCGGCAGCACCAAAGUUACAAGCUACAACCAACGAUCCCCGCGCAAUACGAGCCCCCCAAACCGUCCAGUCCAGUCCAGGUCGACCUUUCCUUUGCCCUGGCCUCGUCCUGCCUUGUCUGCCCUGGCCUUGCGUAGUCUUUGGCCUUCCCUGCCUGCCUUGCUUUACAGCCCUUGCCUCGUCCUCCAGCGCAAGCACGACGCAAGCACGCAAGCACGCAGCAUCGACAGGCACCCAAACGGUCCACGGAUACUGCGGUAGUGCAACAGCAAGGGGGAAGCCGUGAACGACUCGCGCACCGUCUCGUCUCGGACACUUGCCCCGGACCUUGUUCUCUCUACGAAUAUCCGUACUGACUCUCUACGGAUACUUGUGGCUUCGCUGCGCUCUCGGUUCUGUUGCACUUCUGAACCACAGAUCAGCAUCUCUCGUGUUUUGAUCUUCCGACAGCCGCACACCUCGAGCCGCCUUUUGAUCGUACGCAUCAUCGCUGCGACUAUUUUGAACCCUCGCAUCUAGCCCAGGGCUCGACAUUCAACUUCCCGACAGCCGACGCGCCAACUACUACACGCGAUACCGCGCUUAGGACGAUCUGUUCUCUUACGUGCACCAGUCCCUGCAGCGUCAUCCGGAUCCCGGACACACUCCAGCGCCCCCGUCAACGACGAUCCAGCUUUACAGUCAACUUGACGUGAUCUCAGCCUGAGCUUCGCUUCACUUUCGACGGAACGGUCACCACGUCAUCCGUACUUGGUUCCUUCCGUUUUACGCGUUUUACGGAUCGCACGUCUUUUCAGAGAUACUUGCACAUCCCCUAAACUACAAGCCUCUAUUUCAUCAACCCAAUCGCCUGGCUCUAUCCUCUAUCGUGGAUCCCUUGCGAUUCGUCAUCGAUCUCAAAGCUUCAAGAUAGCGCGGCCUCGAGGCACGGCACCUCGUUCCUCCGUCGCAUCCCCAAUCGCACCCAAUGCCGCGAUCUAGUUUCUCAGAUAACCCCCUGCUGCGGGUAUCGCGGCCUGUAUCGGCCUGCUCGCGAUGUCGAGCUGCAAAAGUCAAGUGUGAUGGCAAGCUUCCAGCCUGUACUGCCUGUGAGAAGGCAGGCCGCGAAAAUGAGUGCUCCUCGGCCAAUGACCAGUUCGCCAGAGGCAAGGAGAGAAGUUAUGUAGCAGCUCUAGAGCUUAGAGUUGAAAAGCUAGAGAAGCGGUUGGCAUUUGCGAGAUCGCGCAAGGCAUCGGUCAAUCUCCACGAUGUCGAUGAAGCGACGGCGGCUCCUGCUGACCGCAAGGACUCUCUGGCCAAUAUUCGAGCUGCGAUUCACCGGAAAGCCGCCCGUAAGAGGGAGGACUCGGACGUUAACGCACUCGUGUCUGACUUUGGCUUCUUAUCCGUCAACGCAACAACUCGCGAUUUUGAACCGUCCGUGAGCGGCAUGACGUUCGCCCGCCUGGUGCUGGCUGCCGCGACUAACGACGAGGUACCGGAUCCGACGGAGGACAGUUUCCCAACCAGAGCAGAGGCCUUCGCUACCGUUCAGUAUUACAUGGCCAACAUCUACUCACUGUUCCCGUCCUUCUCGGAGACUCACUUACUUACCGUCUUGGACGAUGUCUAUCAGCAAGACGAAAGAGUCAAGGACAGGCUCAAGGAUGCCGACUUUUGGCUACUGUACAUGGUUCUCGCUAUUGGAUACGCGGCCCAGAGCAGGGACAAAAACGAUGACUUUUCUCGCCGCGGUCUAGACUUUGUCGCUCGCGCCUUGCCUUUUGCUGACAAGGCACUGAUGCCUGGAUAUCCAAGCCAGAUUCAGUCGCUCAUCCUCUUCACGCAAUACUCAAUGCUCGACCCUGGCCAUUUCGACAGCUGGUAUCUGAUAGGAUUCGCGAGUCGUGCUGUGGUUGACUUGGGAUUCCAUCAAGACCCGCCACAGCUCCAGGUUCCCGAUAAGGCUGCUCUCGACCUUCGGAGGAAAAUGUUUUACUGCGUAUAUGCACUUGACCGGAUGAUCAGUAUGGUUCGCGCCCGAUCCUUCUCAUUCACAGAUGAUUCCAUCAAUGUCGAGUAUCCCAGCAACUCUGGCUUGACUUCUGGGCCGAUCACUGGCCCUCAAUCAGCAGACUCGGCUUUAGUCUUGUUCCAGCUUCGUCGACUCCAGUCCGAAUGGUAUCAGACACUAUUCCAGGGAGACGCAGCGCCACUUUCAGAUGCUGCCUCCUUCAUUUGGCAGAUGUGCCUGGAAAUGAGAGAGUGGCACGAGUCACUGCCUGAUAACCUCCCCUCGGGCAUCCGCGAGUUCUUCGAGCUCGAGCUGAGAUACAGUUACAUCCACUGCCUUGCGCCUAGCGAUCGCCAGCCACACCUGACUGACUACACCCGCAAACUCAUUUUCGAACAUGCCAUUGCUUACAUGAACACCAUUCACAGUGUCGUCCAUGGCUCCGUCAACACGGCAUUUUACUCCUCCCUGGACGCUCUCAAGGUCUUUUUCGUGGCAACACAGUUCUUUGUCGUCUUCAAUGACAAGCGUGAGCUACUUAUAUCGGAGCAAAGAAUCAUUCCGCCUAUCACUCGUCCAGGCACAGCACCUCCGCCACCUCUACCGCAUCGCCCGGCUGGUGGCGAGGAUAGUUUGGACAGAAGCAUGCGAUGCUUGCAGCAGGUUGUGGAAACACUUGCAAGAUACUCUCAGCGAUGGGACAUUGCGCUACAGCUCAAGACUACAUUUGAAGGGUUGUCAUCAGAGUUGUUUUCCUGGCUUCAAGUACGUCGGCAGAUGAGAGAGCAAGGACAGCUGCCUCAACAACACCAGCAACAAAUGCAGCAGCAGCAUCAGCAGCAAUCGCCUCAUCAACCGCAGCAGCAGCAGCAACAACAACAUCAACCACAACAACAACCACUCUACCACCCGCACCAACAGUCUUCACCUAUACCCCAUGGUCCCUCGCCGCCGCUUGGUCAACACCCUCAACACCCUCAACAUGCCCAACAUCCGUCCUACCCUCCUCAUUCCCAUCCUCAGGCCCUCAUGGGGCAACAGCAGGUGUCGAUGCAAAGCAUGAUGCAGCAGCAGCUUCAGGGGCAACCGAUGAUGCAAUACAGAUGGGUCGGCGAUGGGGGCGGGCAGAUGAUGCCUGGUCCGCCGGGGCAAGGCCCACCGAUGUGA